This is a messenger RNA of Bombyx mandarina (wild silkworm), 873 nucleotides long. RefSeq lists its product as uncharacterized. The record is from RefSeq and is a predicted model, not a curated record. Lineage: Eukaryota; Metazoa; Arthropoda; Insecta; Lepidoptera; Bombycidae.
AUGCAUGUUCACAUCCUCUCCGCUAAAGCCACAGACGACGCUGGAAAUGAACCUGAGAGCAGUACCGACAGCCCCGAUCAGUCUUCAGAAGGUGGCCCGUCCUCUUCCUCACCAGGAAGCCCAUCAAAAUCUAAACAUUCUCAUUUCUCAAAGAAAUUAGGCAAGAAGAAACAAUCGCCAGACAACGGUGGAAAUGAACCUGAGAGCAGUACCGACAGCCCCGAUCAGUCUUUAGAAGGUGGCCCCUCCUCUUCAUCACCAGGAAGCUCAUCAAAAUCUAAACAUUCUCUUUUCUCAAAGAAAUUAGGCAAGAAGAAACAAUCGCCAGAUGAGGGUGGAAAAGAAGCAGAGAGCAGUACCGACAACCCUGAUCAGUCUGCCGGAGGUGGCUCGCCCUUUUCCUGGUCAGGGAACUCAUCGAAACCUAAACAUUCUCAUUUCUCAAAGAAAUUAGGCAAGAAGAAACAAUCGCCAGAUGAGGGUGAAAAGGAAGCAGAGAGCAGUACCGACAACCCUGAUCAGUCUGCAGGAGGUGGCUCGCCCUUUUCCUGGUCAGGGAACUCAUCGAAAUCUAAACAUUCUCAUUUCUCAAAGAAAUUAGGCAAGAAGAAACAAUCGCCAGAAACCACGGAUGAGAGCGGAAACGAAGCAGAGAGCACUACCAGCAACCCUGAUGAGUCUUCAGGAGGCGGCUCGUCCUCCUCAUCAUCGAGCAACUCUUCGAAAUCUAAACUAACCGCCUUUAAAGAGAAAUUUACCCACAAGAAAGAAUCGACUGAAAGCUCCGGUGACGCGUCAUCGAAUAAAGAAAAAGUAUUAACGCUUUUCAAUAAACUCGGAAGUUUACUUAAGAAGAUAUUUGCUUCGAAUUAA